GUUGAUGCCGGCGCUAAAACCAAACCAAGCGGGGUCUCCAGAGCGCGGCAUGGAGGGGCUGGCCUAGCUGAGGACCGUGACCCGAUGUCUUCUGGCUGCGACGCCGGUCCUGCGUACACUGCGGGGCCGCAGCCGCGGGGCGGUGGGCGCCCGAGGGGCCGGGAGGCGAGCCGGGGCCCCCAGGAGGGUGUGGGCAUCGUGUCCUCAGCCAGCGUCCCCGAGGCUGCGCUCGGGCCAUGAUCAUUUGGUGAAGCUGCGCUGGGACAGUGCAGCCGACUUCUCGCGCUCUGAGGACCUGUGCGCGCUGCAGGGUUCGGUGCCUCUGCCCGCCAUGCGCGCUUCCCUGCGGAAGGCCCUGCUGGAGUUAAGGCCUCCGCGGGGUAGACUGGGUGCCGCUCCUGAGCACCCUCUGCCCCUGAUUUGUAUCUAGAGCUUCUUCCAGCCACGGCUUGGCGAGACAGGUUGUGGCAGAAAUAAAGUUUACAGAAGUUGUGUUCCUGCGAUAAGAAAUACAGAUGUGACCUUGCAGUUGUGUAAAGCUCUUAAUUGCUGUGUAAGUACGUCGGUGCGCUAAGGAACCUGGAGCUAAAUGGGCUAGUUCUGAGAGAGAGAGACUUAACUAUGUUAACAAAGGUCCAUCAGAAUUUCCUGUGACUGUGACAGUAGAGAGUCCUUCCUCCUCAGAAAAUGAAGAGGUCAAUGAGUCCUCAGAAAGUGUUCAGGAAGAGCCAGAGAAAAUCAGUUUGAAACAAGAAGCAUUGCCGGGACAAAGUUAUCACUUGAAAGCUAUAGAGAAGAUUAUUUUUCAAACGGAAGCCUGAUUGCAAUACGGCAGAGCUUGUAUGUGCUGUAUUCAUUUCCUUCACGAGUAGACCAGGAGAUUGUAUUUCUAGUAGUAAUGAUAGACACUGGGGAAGACCAAGAAAUUUACACACUGGGACCACAGAAUAGCAGAUUCAGAAUGCACUGAGAACCCUUUCAGCUCUUCUCUGUUUUGACAAGACACUACAAGGAUGGUAUCAAUGUGUUUAAGUAUGUAAGCCCACAACAAUCAAGAGAUUUCAACAUAGUUUUGAAAGACGGAAGACAAGUGGAAGAGUGUGAAACUGAAGCAGUAGAACAGAGGAAAAGCAUCACCUAGAGUAUGCACAGGGAUCACCUGCAACUGAGGAGGAUUCUGACCCCACCUGAAGAAGCUUGGGCAGCUGGCCACAAUGGCUGGUAUAGAUCAGUCAGAUUUUCAUUUACUAGGUCAUCCCCAGAUGAAUUCUACUGUUAGUAGUCCAUGUAAAGAAGAAAAGAAGGCACUUGAAGAAGAAAAAUCAGAAUCAAAACUGGGUGCCCCAGGACAAAUGCAAAACAUCCAAGUUUCUAUUUGUAUGCAGUCAGCUUACAAUGAAGGAACACUAAUGAAGUUUCAGAAGAUUACAGGUGAUGCUAGGAUUCCUUUGCCUCUUGACUCCUUCCGUGUCCCAGUGUCUACUCAGGAGGCCUUAGAAACUUCCAAAGACAACCUGGGGGUCCCAGUCACAGAGCAGCAGCAGGAGUCUUUGAAGAUUUCAUUGUUAGAACAUGUUCUCGUUCAGCAGACAUCAUUUCUGGAACUGGAAGUCAAAGAAAAGAAGAGGAAUUAUCUAGAAAUAGCAGGUCUUCUUCAGAGAAAAUGAGCAAA
Molecule: messenger RNA, 1672 nt
Organism: Aethalodelphis obliquidens (Pacific white-sided dolphin)
Lineage: Eukaryota; Metazoa; Chordata; Mammalia; Artiodactyla; Delphinidae
Product: centrosomal protein of 78 kDa-like
Exons: 7
Coding region: 1215-1667 (150 amino acids)
Source: RefSeq, a predicted model, not a curated record